GAAUCAUCUUUGAAUCUAACUCUCACCGCGUGCCCGUCGUCUAUCUCCUCUAACUUCAUCGCGCGCACUUCGUACAGUAAUUCCUCUAGCCUCUUCUUAAUUAUUAGAUCGAAAUCUACUUCUAACUCGUUUACUAUCCGGUCGAACUCGUCUUCCGCUUUGUUCGCCACGCACAAGGGUAAAGCGGAGAACAAGUCGACACGAGCAUCUAGUGGCCCCUGUUCGUGGAGCUUAUGCAAAAUCGUAAUUUUCUCAGUUCUAAAGAAGUCGCAUCCUAAAAUUAUAUCGCAUUUAAACGCUUUGUUUUCUAACACAUACAGCUUUAUAUUAUACACAUUAUUACCUAACAAUUACAACGAGAUUCCGGUUCAAAACGCGCCUAUGACCUUCAAAGUGCCGUCCCCCAGUCCUUUCAACUUUUGAUCCGAGGGCUCGAGCGCAUUGCCCUCACAGCACUCCGCGUAGCACCGUGUCUUUACAAAGAACAUCGGACUUCCAGUGUCUACCAGAGCUGUCAACUUACAUUUUUUACUUAAUCUUUACAGCCAGCUGCGUUACUGUGACCAACGGCUCUACCAGCUCCAGCCUCGUUCCUUCUUCGAUGACCGCCGCUGCCACCUCAUCGGCCGCCAUCUUUGCUGUCACGCUCGCCGCCGUCUGGGUAGCCGGGGGUUACUUCCUGGAUGCCUGCUGUCCGCCGCCUCUUUGGUCAUUCGGGCAAUCGGCUAUCCGAUGCCUCUUAUGUUUACACAGAAAGCAGUUUGCCCCGGGGAAAACCGCGUCAUCGGUUUCUUGGUCGUGUCUGCACUAGCUUCCAGAAUCGGCUUGACUUCAUCGAGGAAGCACGUUAUUGUAUCCUGCUUAACUGAUAAAGCGGUCCUUAGCAGUGUUCCUGCUGUCAAGAGGCCUUCCUCUGAGGUCGACGCGGAUUGGCCUUUCUUUCGUUCCGUCGUCUCAUUCGCAGUUCCCUGUGCCUUCAUCGGGAAGUCUACUCAAGUGCUCGAUGACGGCCUCCACGAGCGCUAUCUUCUCCGAGACCGCCUCAAUACCAUAACUCAGCCUCUCGCUGGAGCUGCUCCACCGUCAUAGCUUCUAGUCGUUCUCGCACGGAACGUGCCUUCGACGCCAUGCUGAAGCUCCAGUGACUUUCUCACAUAUACACACACACUCUGCGAUAUCGCGAUUCCACGUGCCCCUGCCGUUCUCGUCGGACAAGCACCGUCUCUGCAAUUCACUUGUCCGCGCGUCCGGUUUGCGCAGUUCGUUCACGCGUUUCGAUUUCAUGGAGCCCGAUACGCCUGCCCAUUGCUCCGAGCGCGGCGUUCUCCGGUUGUCCUUGCUCCACACACACGCACACACACACACACACACACACACACACACACACACACACACACACACACUCACACUACGAAUGGCGCGACGCGCUCUUUUGGCGCGCACGUCUUGAUCCCACUUCUGAACUAAAAGACUAAUUUUAACUGCUCGUUUAGAAGAUUCCGCUGGUGGCCGGAAUCUCCUUCUUUUUCCGCUAUCUAGCCGCAACGUCCCUGUUCUCAGGCGGUCCUGUUUCCUUUUCGGGUUCACCCGUUCCUCCGUUUCACCGGAGCACGCUGCGCACACGUGCCCACCGGUUCAAUCUUUGGAAUUAGUGCGGGGCGGGUUAGACAAAUAACCAAACACCGUCAUUAAAACUACUGCAACUAUAGAUAACUUUAUUUUCAAGUACAAGCUUUGGACUAAAACGGAUAUCACAGCAAACGCGGGACUGCCGCCGAACACCACCACAGUUCAAACGAGAGUGCCGAAAUCUCCGCGCCGCGCGCCGGUCGCUAACCAGAAUUUGUUCGCCCCGCUUCGACGCUUUUGGGGAGAAUUCUCGAACGUUCAGCAGUACGUCAUUUCCGCUCGGAGCUCGCGCCGACUCCGAUAUUCCGGAGUUGACCCAGCUGUUAUAGGGAUUAUGUAUUUCUAUUAUGUUACGCGUCGUCGCGGAAGUCCCCACGAGCUUUCGAGGUAAAGAAAAGGUAGUCGUGGCGGUAAUGAACUUUACUAGGAGUAAACUCAACAAACUUUAUUAAAAGAUAUAUGACGCCGGUUACAUGGCGUGAGUCGAUAACAAGAGCUAAUGGCGGACUGACUCGGCAGAAAAAACUGCCGUCGGAAACGAACUGCUUACAGCGCCACGCUGGCGCGGACAAUACGUAAAACUAGAGUGGAAACUCGCUAGUCGCCACAUACUCUUCUCCGAGGGUGCGUUCUUAAAUUCGCAACGAUGCAGCCUGAUACAUCCAGGUGCGUUCUUAAAUUCGCAAUUAUGCAGCCUGAUACAACCAUUUGCAUAACUUAGCCGUUCUUAAUUUAUGGUUGCGCACACUAAUUGAUAUUUAAGUUAAUCUUAGCCGUUCUUAAAUUCGAGUUGCAAGCAGAACUGCCGAAGUUGCUUGCAAUUUUUAGCAUCCCAGUUUAAGAAACUGCUGAAAGUUAAAGGGUGAAAGCAUAUGCGAUGUAAACUAACCCAGAGUAUUUUAGAUUAAGCGAACAUAACAGUGGCAAAAAAUCGGCAUGUUGAUUAUGAUUUAGACGGAUCUUAUUAUUGCGCAGAUAUUCAAUAGUAAAUAUAAAGUAAUAAUUAAGGAAUUAUGUCUAUUAACAAUUAUAAAUAGUAUUAAUAUAUGUGUAAUAAUAACAAUAAUAAUAAUAAAAGUAAUAAUAACAGUAAUAUAAUUAUAUGUAUAGUAAUUUACAUUUAGUAAAUGUAUUAUCCUAUAUAGUAGCAAAAAUAUGUUGACAAUGAGCUCAUAUUGGAUAAACAUUACUUAUAUAUUGGGACAGCAUUGCCCAAUGUUUUUUUCAAUAUUUUCGAAAGUAACGCUAAAAUUGGUUAUAAAAUAUUGAUUCCAAAUUAGAAUUCAAUUAAUGUCCAAUAUGAAAAAUUAAUUCAACAUUGACCAAGCGUUAAACCAAUAUUGAACUAAUUGCUGCUUAAAAACUGGCUAAAUAAGAUGAAGCGUCCACUUUAUAAUAUUGAAUAUUAUUGGGAAUAUUGUCUUUACUUUAAUUCUCAAUAUUGCGUCAAUGUUUUUUGCUACUAGAAUAAAUGUUUAUUAAAUAUAAUUGAAACAUUACAAUAAUUGUUGUAAAUCCUUUUUAAUUUAUAAAUUAAAUCCUAUUGCUCCUAUUUAGCAAUAUCCAUCUAUUUAUAUAUAGAUGGAUAUUGCUAAAAUAGGAGCAAUAGGAGGUUUUCUCACAAUAGCUACAUCUCAAUUAUUUUUUGAAGAGUCUUCAUCUUCUAAUGAAUACGAGGAUGUUAUGCCAUUAUUUGUAAAUAUUAUUUAGCUUUAUUAUUUAAAAUUAUAAUCAAUAAACAAAUAAUAAUAACAACAUUAGUAGUAACAAUAAUAAUAAUCCUUUAUAGUCAAUAUUUAAUACAAGUUUCUUAAAUUUUUAGUUACAAAAAAGAAACGUAUUAAAAGUACUUAAUUUUGAUAAACUAUGUCUUUCCAUGGACGAUCUUACUUUUCGAUCACAUUUUCGAUUAACCAAAAAAA
This is a messenger RNA of Monomorium pharaonis (pharaoh ant), 3551 nucleotides long. RefSeq lists its product as uncharacterized. The transcript is spliced from 3 exons. The record is from RefSeq and is a predicted model, not a curated record. Lineage: Eukaryota; Metazoa; Arthropoda; Insecta; Hymenoptera; Formicidae. Bases 733 to 1089 code for a protein of 118 amino acids.